AUCAACACUUAUAAUGCAUGGAUUAAUUAUAUAUAAAUUUUCAUUUUCAUUUUCUUUAUUUAAUCAACCUUGUGCCAUUUUGGUGCUUAAUUAUCUGUAUAGAUGUUAAGUAAUCAUUAAAUUAAUUCACACACUGAAGAAAAUCUUGUCAUGAAAGCAAGGAAUUUCAGAUAGUGUCAAGUUUUUCUUUGCUUAUUUGCAUGGAACAUGUUUCUUUUAACAGAUGUCUUGUUUUAGACAAAAGACACAAACACUAUGGCUUCUGUGCUGCAGCUCUUCUACAUUCAAUUCUCCUUCAUCAUUAUCUGCUGUAUGGCAUCAAAACCAAGCAUUCAGCCUUACAUUGUUUAUAUGGGGAGUUCUUCGAGUUUAAGUGCAGGCGAUGAUGACUCGUCCCAUCUGCAGCUGCUAUCAUCCUUGAUCCCAAGUGAAGAAGAGAGUGAGAGAAGAUUCUUGUUGACAUCCUACAAUCAUGCUUUGAAGGGAUUCUCUGCUAUGCUUACAGAGACUGAAGCAUCUGUGCUAUCCGGUCAUGAUGAGGUCGUGUCGAUCUUUCCUGAUCCGGUCCUGAAACUCCACACGACGCGUUCCUGGGAUUUUCUUGAGGCUGCAGAUUCUGGUUUCAGAUCAAGAUACCCUUAUGAGCAGAAGUCAGUUGAUGUUAUUAUUGGAAUCAUAGACACAGGUAUAUGGCCUGAGUCACCUAGUUUCAGUGAUCAUCAAAUUGGGAAGAUCCCAUCAAAGUGGAAAGGAGUGUGCAUGGAAGGUUCUGAUUUCAACAAGUCCAACUGCAAUAGGAAGUUGAUAGGUGCAAGAUUCUAUUCAAACGAGGCGAGCCCGGGCUCACCGAGGGACUUCCUAGGCCACGGGACACACACUGCAUCGACUGCAGGUGGAGCGCCCGUGGCCAACGCCAACUUCUAUGGCCUUGCACGGGGCACUGCCCGUGGUGGCUUCCCGUCUGCUAGGAUAGCCACCUACAAGGCGUGCUCCGAGGAGGGCUGCCCCGGCUCCAUCAUACUAAAAGCCAUCGACGAUGCUGUCAAGGAUGGGGUCGAUAUCAUCUCCAUCUCUAUCGGCUUGAGCUCCAUCCUUCAAUCCGAUUUCCUCAGCGACCCCAUUGCCAUCGGAGCCUUCCACGCAGACCAGAAGGGCGUCAUGGUCGUCUGUUCCGGUGGAAACGACGGCCCUGAUCCUUACACCAUUGUCAACUCCGCUCCUUGGAUAUUCACCGUUGCUGCCUCCACCAUUGAUCGAGCCUUUCAGACCACCAUCGUGCUCGGGAACGGUAGAUCCUUCAAGGGCACUGCAAUCAACUUCUCCCCUCUAACAACAGGCAACGAGUAUCCCUUGGCAUUCGGAGAGAGCAUUGCUUCAAGUUUCGCCACGGCAUCCGAUGCUAGGAACUGCGUACCGGGCUCCUUGGAUUACACGAAGGUAGCCGGAAAGAUGGUGGUGUGCAUGAACGACGAGGCUAAUGUUUCGAGGAGGAUAAAGAAGCUAGUGGUGGAAGAUGCCAAAGCAAAAGGGGUGAUCAUAAUAGAUCCAGAGGAGGAAGAAAUUACUCCCCUUGAUUCAGGCACAUUUCCUUAUGCACAAGUUGGAGCAGCAAUAGGCUCUCACAUCCUCCACUACAUCAACUCCACUAAGAAUCCUACUGCAAGUGUGCUUGCAGCUACAGAGAUGAGAGGGGUGAGGCCAGCUCCAGUUGUAGCAUCCUUCUCCUCGAGGGGCCCCGGAGGCCUCACCGAGAACAUCCUCAAGCCAGACAUCACGGCACCCGGUGUGGCGAUUCUUGCAGCAAUAGUGCCGAGAAUAGAAGCAAACUACGGUGCACCUGGAAACAAAGCAUCUGGUUUCGGCAUCAGGUCCGGCACCUCAAUGGCGUGCCCUCACGUCACAGGCGCCAUGGCGUUCAUCAAAUCCAUCCACCCUAACUGGACCUUCUCCGCCAUCAAGUCUGCAUUGAUCACAACUGCAUCAAGCUCAAACAACAUGGGGAAAGUAGUGUCGAACGGCACAGCAUCUCCCGCCAAUCCGCACGAGAUGGGAGCGGGAGAGAUGAGGCCGACGAAAGCGGCGGAGCCCGGCCUAGUGAUCGAGACGACCACGAUCGACCACCUCUACUUCCUGUGCUACAAGGGCUACAAGCAGAAGACCAUACGAUCGUUGAGCAGCAGGGCCAACUUCAGCUGCCCCAAAGGCGGGGCGGCGGAGGAGCUCAUCUCCAGCCUCAACUACCCCACCAUCUCCAUCGCCAGCCUCGCCCGCAACGCCACCAGGAAGGUCAAGAGAGUGGCCACCAACGUCGGCUCCGACGCCCACGCCACCUACGUGGCGUCCGUGAAUGCGCCCCGCGGCCUGCUGGUGAGGGUGGCGCCCAGCAAGAUGGUGUUCCGGCGCGGCGUCGACAAGGCGGCUUUCAAGGUUUACUUCGACGCCAAGCGAGCGCCCAAGGGCUACAAUUUUGGAGAUGUCACGUGGUUUGAUGGAUCGCACCUUGUCCGAAUUGUGUUUGCGGUUAAUGUCGACUGAUCCUACAUUUUUUCUUUUUCUUUUAUAUAAUUAUAGCAUUGUGCAUGCAGCAGCUAGCGUCAUUGCGUGCGUGGUGUUGAUUAACUUUUCUCAAGUUAUAUAUAUAUGACUCCCUUUUUUUUUGUAUUACACAAUAAAUCAUUGAAAUGAAAACUUUUAAUUAUUGUGAGAAAAUAAUUAUUUUGAUAUUUUAA
Salvia miltiorrhiza (redroot sage) is the source of this 2729-nucleotide messenger RNA. RefSeq names its product CO(2)-response secreted protease-like. Gene Ontology annotation, biological process: proteolysis. The transcript has 11 exons. The record is from RefSeq and is a predicted model, not a curated record. Gene Ontology annotation, molecular function: serine-type endopeptidase activity. Bases 256 to 2535 code for a protein of 759 amino acids. Lineage: Eukaryota; Viridiplantae; Streptophyta; Magnoliopsida; Lamiales; Lamiaceae.